Molecule: messenger RNA, 1576 nt
Organism: Suillus subaureus
Lineage: Eukaryota; Fungi; Basidiomycota; Agaricomycetes; Boletales; Suillaceae
Exons: 1
Coding region: 122-1297 (391 amino acids)
Source: RefSeq, a predicted model, not a curated record
GGUAUUACAAAAACCUAUUGACAGCAAGCUGUGGGACACUCUUUUCGAAUACUCGUCCCGCGUGCACUCGAUCACUGUAACACAAGAAGGCAUCCCCUCGGAGGUUAUUGAGCCCCUCAGUAUGCUAAUGUUGUCCAGUUCUUCGACACCUGCGUCUUGGUUUCCGAAUCUUCGUAAAUUGACAUGGCAUGCUGAUGGAACACACAUCUUUGCACCGUUUUCGCGCAUGGCUCUGGUACCGUCCAUGCUGGUCUUACACUUGGAGAUUUCUUCAGCCUCCGACUCUACCUUCCUCUCUGUCCUUUCAUCUCUCGGGACCUUGUGUCCUUACCUCCAAAACGUGACCAUGCGCAUUCGACAUCAAAGCGAUGACCUCAAGUUGUUGCAUCAAAUUUCACCCUUCAUCGCAUGGCCUAUUUCUCAGCUCCGUUAUCUUCACACAUUGUCGAUAUGGGAUGUAGGAAGCGAGAUCACGGAGCAUGUCAUGAAGCUACAAGCUAUGCGGUCACUGAGCUUAGAUUUGAAGUCAUCAUCAGCUUGGGACGAAAAUCCACGUUUUCAGUUCCCUGGCUUCGAUGGUUUGAAAUGGUUCAGCCUCUCUACCCAGACAAUUGAGCAUGCCUCGAAUGUUUUCAGCUCUCUUGAAGUCCUCAAAAGCAAACAAGUCAAGGUCGACGUCAUGUCCCAGAUACAUGCAUCCACGGUGAUAUCCAAAUUCCUCGCCAUCCUCAAGGAGAGAUACGGUCACGACAAACUUGAAUACUUCUCUCUCAGCAUGGAGUAUUCGAGGGAUAUACGCAUAGAAUCUGGCGCCUUCACGCCAUUGUACGCAUUUCCCAAUCUAACUCACCUGCUUAUAGAAGGGACCGGUAACAUUUCGAUGUCUGACAAGGCACUGUGCCGGCUGGCGAGAGCCCGGCCUAAGCUCCAGACCCUCAAAAUCGGCAGCUGUGUCAUCUUCGACAGCACUAUCAGAGUACCAACAUUUCAUGGACUAAUUAGUUUGCUUUGGUCCUGUCCCGCUUUGACUUUGCUCGCUCUUGUCAUAGAUACCACCAAGUCGGACGGCAUAGAUCUCAAGUGCCCCGGGGGCGGACGCUGCAAUAAGCGUCUCAAGUUUUUCUCUCUGGGAAAUUCACGCAUCAAACACCCGGUGGACGCGGCUCUCAUCAUUAGCGGCCUCUCCCCCUACUUGAAGCGGGUCGAUCUUGCUUGUUGGGAGAAACCCCCAAUGAAUACGACGGCUCAGAGGAAGUUGGACAUGGGGGCAAUGGGCGACAGUCAAUAUGAUGCUUAGUGGCUUCAGCAUUGCAAGGGAGCGGAGUAUCGAAACAUGGUCUGACUGUUUAUAGGCUAUGCUCGAAGAAUCACCACUUUUGACCAUAUAUACAGUACCUAGCAUGUCUAGGACUGACCUAAUGUUUGGUUUGCCUCUGUCUGUUACGCUUGGCAUUUGUGAGAACGACUUGACCAAAACAAAUGAUCUUAGCAUACACCUAUGUAUGAGUCGUGCGAGUUAAGCAGUAUAUUGCAGGCCCUGGUCUGCAUAGGUCAAGUUAAAGAAUACAAGCAUAAG